Molecule: messenger RNA, 551 nt
Organism: Nymphaea colorata (pocket water lily)
Lineage: Eukaryota; Viridiplantae; Streptophyta; Magnoliopsida; Nymphaeales; Nymphaeaceae
Product: mitochondrial import inner membrane translocase subunit Tim13
Exons: 2
Coding region: 119-385 (88 amino acids)
Source: RefSeq, a predicted model, not a curated record
UGAGCGGGGUUCCUAAAACCCUAGAGGCUCUCUGUCUCUCUUCCUUCUCUCUCGCGGUUUUGGGGCUUUUGUAGGGUUUUACUAGCAAAGAGCGGAAGGUGUAGCGGCGGGGUCCGUGAUGGAUUCGUUCUCGUCCCCUUCGUCGGGAGGCUCCUCGUCGCCGCCUUCCACUGAGCAGUUGAUGGACCAGGUGAAGACCCAACUAGCCCAGGCCUACGCCGAGGAAUUCCUCGAGACUGUAAGAAGCAAGUGCUUUGCCAAGUGCAUCACCAAGCCAGGGACAAGUUUAAGCGGCAGUGAAAGCAGUUGUGUCUCAAGGUGUGUUGAUCGCUAUAUAGAGGCAACCGGUAUUGUCAGUCGAGCACUUUUCAGUAGCAUGCGUUAGCUUCAGAGGUUCUCCGAGAGCAUUAGAAACUGCUUUUGAACGUGGCUAAGAACAUCAGUAUAAGUUUCCUCUAUUUCUUGACAAAGUGCAGAGAUUCUCUCACUCAAUAUUGUCCUGACACCAUUUUGAAAUUCAUCAUCAAUGAAGGUUAUGCUUCUUUUAGUCA